GACUGGAUAAAAUAGGUGUUUACAAACGAGCACGUUUGGUUGUGGAAAUUCUGAGAGGAAAAAAAAAUUGAGGGACUAAAGUCAAAGAAUAAGCAUUCAUUGAGCCAAAAGAAAUGUGGAAAAUAUUUUUCACCCUUCUGUUUUGUCUAAUUAAUGUUUAAAAUGCAAACAAAGUGAGAGUCACUUUUAAAAUGCCUUCUAUAGGUAGGAUCCAGCAGUUUGGCAAAGCCCACAGUUAUAAUAACCACAGAAAACUAGCGUUGCUGUAAAAUGGCCAUAUGCUGUUGAAACUAUGUUACCCUGUGCUCUUCCUAGACAGUAGCACGCUCAUGCUUCCCACUUCUAGCUGAUCGUUAUUUUUCUUGAUGUACAGAAGUAAUUUCACCAAAUGUCAUCCAGAACAGUAGGGCCAGUUGGUUCUCAUUCUUUAUGCUGCAAAGACCUGAAUAAUGUUUGGUAACUGUAGAAAAAAUGUAAGUUACACUCAGGAUCACUGCUAUUGCUGUUGCCACUGAUUGUUACAAAAAACUAUAAUCGAAGUUUUCCAUCCAAAAGCAUAAAACAAUAUCAGUACACAUUAGAUUAGAAAACUUUUUCCCGUGAAUGGUUCUACAAAGCUAUGCAUCUUAGACCUCUUGAGCUGUGGAUUAGCACCAUUUUCUAGAGCUACUCAAUCUCUUGAUAGUUUUAUAAUUUCCAUAUUCUUUUUUAGUAUGUACAGGUGUUAAUUCAUUAGUCAUUUCCCGGAAUUGGACAUUUUAUUCUUUGGUUUAAAUAUGGAAGCAUCUAAUUAAAAUAAUUGCUCAGUAGCAGCUUAAAAAUAAAAUUAUCAAAUUGUAUGUCACAUCUUCAAGAGCGUGGUCAUUAAGCAGCUGUUUUUGAAGUUCCUCCCCCACUUACUUUGAAACGUUUGGGGUUUGUAAGGGCUUUAUAUUUCAUCUGUCCUUACUGUUUUCAAAGGAGCGAGGCAUUUAGGUAGCUGGGCAUCUGUAGGAAGGUCGGUUUUGAACAUAGACAAGGUGGGUUGCUUAAGAUGUGAUUGAACGCUUCCAGAAUGCCAUGUGAAGAAUGUCUGUGAAUCCAGGUGUGGGUCCUGCCCAGUACCGUAGACGGACCGGGUCUUCUCUGUGUAGGUCACCAGUACGUAGUCAUUUCAAUUCUGAAUCUCACAUUAAAUUAUUUGAGUGUAUACAGACCUAAAUUUUAAAAAUUUGUAUAUAUAUUAUUUUGAUGUAUUGAUAAAUAUUGCUGAUUUAAAUUUUAUUUAUGCACAUACUUAAAGGACAGAAAUGUCUGGGAAAGGUAAUGGUUAAAUAAUGAUAUGUAACUUUUUAACUUUUUAAAUAAAUAACAAGAUUUUUAAUGUAUAUCUCCCUCAGGGUUGUUUAAAGUUUGUUUUGUUUUUUCUCCUUCCCUCCAGUAUAAAUAGUGGUAACUCUAUGUUUUGUAUCUUCUAGCACCAACUGCUGUAAAGCAAUGCUGCAAAUAAAGCUUGAAAAAAGGUGGCUAAGCCAACAGGAAAUGAAUACUUUUUAUAUUAGUUUUAUAACCCUCAAAUUUGAAAGCUUCCCAAGUUGCACUGGCGUUUAAAUAAAACUGUUGCAGUUUUUACUCUUUUUGUUUCAUUUUCCGUGUAUGGACGUGCUGCACAGUUUUCAAAGCAUGGUAAAUAAUAUAUCAUGAUGUUUAUGUGGCCUGUCCAAAAACAGUUACAGAUACGGCAUCCAGAGAAGAGCCACAGCCACGCUUUAGGAAGCAUGCUGAGAUUAGAGGCAUGCAAUUUUGACACAUCUAAAAAUCCUUUUUUGUGUGUGUAUUUACUGUGGGAGGUGGUUGGGGACUUCUAAAAAAUAAGAGGGAUGUUAAUUUUUGUAUAGUCUGUGGGCAUACACCUAUUUUUAAUGUAAUAAAAUUUGGUAAUUAUGUGCACAUUUAAUGAAUAAAAGAGCAACUUCUUUCUGUUAUGAUUUGUGAAUUCCCUAAGACCAUGGGUUUUUUUAAGUAACUUUAUAUCAGAAAUGAUACUGCAUCUUUAUAUUUUUUAAAGUGUAUUGCUGCUCAAGAAUGGUACCCUGUUGUCAAAAAGGCAUACAUUCAUAAUUGUACAUUCAACCCUGUAAAUAACCGUAUGAAAUCUUUUUUUGAUUGAAGCUAUUCAAAAUAAAAGUUUAAAUGAAUGAAAAACAGUUUGUUUUUUUUUUUCCCUGACUUCAUACAUUUGUUUGCCUUUUACUUAUGUGAAUGUUGCCAUCUGGAUUUAUUUUCCUUAUUAAUACUUCCCUAUUUCCUUCUUUUUAAACUUUGGAUUUUUCUAGUAUUUUUUGAUCAUGAUAAGAUACACAUAUAACACGAGUUUGCCAUGUUAACCAUUUUUAAGUGUGCAAUUCGGUGACAUUGAUUACUUUUCCAGUGUCGUACAACCAUCACCACCAUCUGCUUCCAGAGGGCUUCUUUGCCCCAAACAGAAGUUCUGCACCUUCCCCAUUCUCCUACCUCCUUCCAGCCCCUGGUAACCUCUAAUCUACUGUAUGGCUCUAUGAAUUUGCCUAUUCUCAAUAUUUCAUGUGAGUGGACUUAUACAAUAUUUGUCCCUUUGUGACUGGCUUCAAGUUUUCAAGUCUCAUUUAUGGUGUGGCAUGGAUCAGUCCUUCCAUCCUUUUUAUGGCUGAACAAUUCUCCAUUCUGUGUGUAUACCACAUUUUGUUUACUCAUUCGUCUGUUGGUAGACACUUGGGUUGUUUCCACCUUUGGGCUAUGGUGAAUAAUAAUGCUGUGAGCACUGGCGUACAAGCAUCUGAGUCCUUGUCUUCAAUUCCUUUUGAUAUAUAUCGGAAACCCUGGUUGCAUAGUGGUUAAGAGCUACGGCUGCUAACCAAAAGGCCGGCAGUUCGAAUCCACCAGGCGCUCCUUGGAAACCCUGUGAGGCAGUUCUACUCUGGCCUGUAGGGUUGCUGUGAGUCAGAAUUGAUAUAUAUCUAGAAGUGGAAUUGCUGAGUCAUGCGAUAAUUCUGUGUUUAACUUUUUGAGGAACUGCCAAACUUUUCUUCAGUGGCUAUACCAUUUUACUUCCCACCAGCAAUGUACAAAGGCUAUCAGUUGCUCCACAUCCUUGCCAGCAGUUUCUUUUCCAUUUUUGUGGUUUUUUAUAGCCAUCCUACUGGGUGUGAAGUGGUAUCUCAUUGUGGUUUCGCUUUGCAUUUUCGUAAUGACCAAUGACAUUGCGCAUCUUUUCAUGUGCUUCCUGGCCAUUUUUAUGUCUUCUUUGGAGAAAUGUUUAUUCAAAAUGUCUACUCAAGUCCUUUGCCCGUUUUCUUUUAAUUGGAGUGUGUUUGUUUUUGUUGUUGAGUUGUAGGAGUUCUUUAUAUAUUCUGGAUAUUAAUAUCACAUGUAUGAUUUGCAAUUAUUUUCAACCAUUCUGUGGGUUGUCUUUUCAUUCUCUUGGUAUUGUCCUUUGCUCGUGAUACCAUUGAAAUUUCAUGUGUUUUUGGAUGGAUUUUUCCAUUUCUACAAAAAAAAAAAAAACCCAUUGCAAUUUUGCUAGAGAUUGCAUUGAAUCUGUAUAUCAUUUUGGGUAGUAUUGUUAUCUUAACAAUACUGAGUCUUAACAAUCAAUGAACAUGGCAUGUUUUCACUUAGUUAGGUCUUCUUUAAUUUCUUCCAGCAAUUUUUUAUAGUUUUUAGCCUACAAGCCUUAGUCUUCCUUAGCUAAAUCUAUUCCUAAGUAUUCUUUUUGCUGCUAUUGUAAAAGGAAUUGUUUUCUUGGUUUCCUUUUUGGGUUGUUUAUUGCUACUGUAUGGAAAUACACUAUACAGUUUUUGUGUGUUGAAUUAGUUUAACUCCAAGGUUUUUUUGUUUUUUCCUUUUGUGUGUGUGUGGAUUCUUUAGGGUUUUCUAGAUAUAAGAUCAUGUCAUCUGUGAAUGGAAAUAGUUUUCUUCCUUUCCAAUCUGGUUAUCUUUUAUUUCUCUUGCCUAGUUGCUCUGGCUAGAACUUCUAAUACAGUAUUGAAUAGAAGUGGAGAAAGUGAGUAUCCUUGUCUUGUUCCUGAUCGUAGGACAAAAGCUUUCAGCAUCACCAUGAUGUUAGCUGUGGGUUUUUCAUGUAUGGCCUUUGUCAUGUUGAAGUUCUAUUCCUAGUUUAUUGAGGGCGUUGGAUUUUGUCAGAUGUUUUUUCUGCAUCAAGACGAUCAUGGGGGCUUUUUCCCUUCAUUGUAUUAACUUUCUAAUGUUGAACCACCCUUGUAUUCCUGGUAUAAAUCUCACUUGAUCAUGAUGUAUAAUCCUUUUUAUAUGCUGCUGAAUUUGGUUUGUUAGUAUUUUGUUGAGGAUUUUUUGCAUCUAUAUUCACAAGUGAUAUUGGCCUGUAGUUUUCUUAUAGUGUCUUUGUUGGCUUCAGUAACUUUGGAUUUUUAAAGGAAAUAAAGUACAACAUUCCACAUAUUGCAUCCUGUCCAUGACCAUCCCAUGGAAACCUAUCAGCCUGACACAGGGUAGAGCCAGUUUUCAGUGGUAGGAGCUGUGAGCCGGAGACCUGGUGGUGCAGUGGUAAAGAGCUCAGCUGCCCGCCAAAAGGUGGGCAGUUCAAAUCCACCAGCUGCUCCUUGGAAAACCCUAUUUGGCAAUUCCACCCUAUUCUAUAAGGUCGCUAUGAGUCGCAGUCAGCUGGACAGCAACAGGUUUGGUUUUGAUGUUUUAGCUAUGAGGGAAGUGGUGAAAUACAGGACUAGAGACUUAUAAUCGAGUAAUAGUUGGUAGGAUCGAACCAAAAGCUAAUAGCAAGACGUAAGUUUGAAAUGAAGUGCCUUUGAUAGAUAUGGGUACAAAAAGAGUAUUCCAAGAAGAGAGAAACAGUGGAGCUAACUAAUGGCACUGAGGGAAGGCAGACUUUGUGUUGGACCGUUGUGCUUAGGUAGGGGGUAUUUGUAGGGUAUCACAAGUUCUACAGGAGGCGGGUAUCCUUUGGUAUGGGGGCAAGGUGGGUGGCUGUGGUGUGAUGGACUAGGUGGUGCACAGGCCUGGUUUGAGCUCAAGUUCUUACAAGUCACUGUGGUUUGUGCAGCAUCUGAUCACGUCCUCAUAGCCUGCUGGUGUGGGCACAGCUCUGCAUGUUUCGCCUUCCGCUUCCCUACAUCACAGGUGCUGUAUUCUGAAUGUAUAUUGCAGGAAGGGGCCGAGGCAGUUCUAGGAGCUUGAGUUAAACUCUCCCUUUUAAACGUUGGGAUUGUGGUGACUCUGUUAGUGCAGAGAUGCCUGCUGUGCCCUGGCCUUUGAGUCCCCCUUCCCCCAGUGGAGGAAAAAAAGCCUAUCUCAUCCCGGCAGACGCCCGCUUGUGAAUGACCAAGCCUUAGAUUGGGGCUCUGUGACUUACACAGCAGCUAUCGCUUGAGGACAACAGAUUUCUAACCUGUUUCAUGAAUCCAAAGGACUUGAAACGCUGGAGCCAUCUACUUCAUUGCUCAAGAUUGUUCUCAGUACCUAAUUGCUCAGUGGUGGCUUAACAGUGGUCCACCGCUCUCUGCAACUUCUAUACCCUCCCCUUUCCCUUUCUGGGCACUCAGAAGGCCCAGCUCUCUUCAAAGAACAAAGCUGGGAUGCCGCUCUGACGGAGGGUCUUGCUGGGGAACUAGGCCAAAGGAGCUUUAUCGGAAUUUGACCAAGUCUUACUCCGUUUCAUAGUCCUUCCCAGCCUGCUGUACGGUGUUGGCUCCUGGUAUUCUCACGGGCAAGAGGUCUUUCACUUGGUGUGCUUAUGUGUGAUUGGCGCACCAGAUCACCUGCUCUGGGCUGUGGUGUUGCCUCCUUGAUCAGAACUAAGAGACCUCCCACAAUACCUGGUAGAGGCUCUUCUCUGCAGUUUAGGACUGCACAACUUAUAAUGAUCAUUUCCAUCAGCUCAACAUUUAUUGGGCUCUGACUGCAUUUGGCUGUAUCAAAGGUUGGCUGGAUCCCAGUGCUGUUUCUACAACACCUGCAAAUGUCCUGGGUUUGGGGACUUCGUUCUCAGCCAAGUUAAAAUUAUAUAAGGACCACUUCUGCUGUAUCAGUGCACUCAGUUAUUCCAAAGGUGAGUAUUUAUUCUUUUGCAAGUCAAGCUUUGACCUUCCUUCCCCAGCCCUGGUGGCACAGUGGUUAAGAGCUCAGGCUGCUAACCAAGAGGCCCGCAGUUGGAACCCACCAGCCACUCCUCGGAAACCCUGUGGGGCAGUUCUGCUCUGUCCUAUAGGGUUGCUGUGAGUUGGAAUUGGCUCAACAACAAUGGGUUUGGUGUUGUUUUUUUAAAUACUGUAUUCUUACCUGACAUUUUACUUAUAUGCUGUCAUUUUAUUUUCCCGUCUAAAUCACUUUUAUUUUUGCAUUCCAUUAAAAAAAAUAAUACAUGUUUUUUUUUUUUUUUAUUCAAACCUUAUAAAAGUAUACAAGGAGUCUACCUAUUCCUCACCCAAUCCCAGAUUUCUCUCUUGAGGGCGAAUGCUAAAGUUUCUUGGGUGUGUCAUUCCAGAAAAAAAAUCUGUAGAAGUCCUUACAUGAGUAUGUUUUUAAAAACGCUACCGAAGUAAGGGUCCGUUUUAGGUGCGACACUGCCCUUGCCUUAGGCCCUUCAGUACAUCUUAGAAAUUGUUAACGUCAGCACUUGCAACUCAGCUUUUUUCUUUUUAAAGUCUGCAAAGCCUCCCAUUGCUCAGACGUUCUGUAAUAUAAACAACUAAUUCCCUAUUGUUGGUCAUUUAGGUUUUCAAUUUUUUCUGUUGCAAGCAGUACUGUAAUAAACGUUUUUGUGCCCCCCCUUUUUUAUUGUGUUUAAGUGAAAGUUUACAAAUCAAUCCUCGCUAUAUACUCCUAGCUGCUCUCCCCCAAUGAGACAGCACACUCCUCCUCUCCACCCUGUAUUCCCUGUGUCCAUUCAGCCAGCUCCUGUCCCUCUCUGCCUUCUCUCGCCUCUAGAGAUUGUGCCCAUAUCUUAAUGAAUAUAUCCAGAGGGUAUAUUUUUAGCAGUGGAACUGCCGGACAAAGGGUAUGUGCAUUUUAAGUUUCACUGAUACUACUAGAUUUUCUUCCAGAAGGCUUGCACCGAUUUAUAUUUGCACUAAUGUAACAUGAGAAUGCUUAUUUCCUCACAAUGAAUAGAACACUAGAUACUAUCAGGCUUUAAACAUUAAAAGGUUAUGUCAAUGUGGUGUAGGUGCAGGGAUGGUCAAAUAGAGCCCAGAAACAGGCCCACACAUUCAUGAGAUGCUGAUUUAUGACUCUGCUAACUUUGCAGCUCAGUGGAGGAAGAAGGAAUUUAUAUAUUUACUUUCUUAAUAAAUGGGGCCCAGACAGCUGAUUAUCCUAAUGGAGAGAAAUACGAUUGGACUCUUGACUCACAUGAUGUACAAAAAUCAAUUCCUAGGUGAAUUAAAGACCUAAACGCUAAGAACAGAAAACUAUAAAACCUAAUGGGGCAAUAUAGGAGAACAUUUCUGACAUGGCAGGAGGGAAGGAAUUAAAUUAAUAGGCAGAAAAAGUGCAAAUCAUAAAAGUGAUAGCUUUGCCUAUAUUAAAACUUCUCUCCAUCAAAAGACACCAUAAAAAAAGUGAAAAGACAAACCACAAAUUGGGAGAACGUAUUUGUAACAUUUGUAACUGACAAAGGGUUAGUAGCCAGAAUAUAUAAAGAAUGCCUACAAAUCUUUUUUUUUUUUUUUUAAGAUACAGGCAUAGGUGUUUUGAUGAUAAAAAAUAGGCAAAAGAAAACUUAUUUCUCAAAAGAUGAAGCAUAGGUGGUCCUUAAAUAUGUGAACCAACCAAGCCAAACCCAUUACUAUAGAAUUGAUUCUGACUCAUAGCGGCCCUAUAGGACAGAGUAGAACUGCCUCAUAGGAUUUCCAAGGCUGUAAAUCUUUAUGGAAACAGACUGCCACGUUUUUCUCCCACAGAAGGUUGGUUAGUGGGUUCGAACCACCGACCUUUCUGUUAACAGCUGAAAGCUUAGCCAUUAUGCCACCAGGGCACCUUCAAAUACGUGAAGAGGUGCUCAAACUCAUCAUUAAAUGGGGAAAUGAACAAUGAAAACCAUUUCAUACCAGAAUGGCAAAAAUCAAAUUGAAAAGCUCAUCAAAUACCGACUGUGGGAAAGGGUAUGAAACACAGGAACUCACGUACAUGGCGGGUAGCAGCAUAAGUCGGUACAACCGCUUUGGAAAGAGAUUGAUGUGGCCAAGUGAAAUCGAACAUGCACACACCCUUCAGCCUAGCAAUGCCACUAUUCAACAUGCCCAAGUAUGUUCUCAGCAUUAUUUUUCUUAAAAGGAAAAAAAAAAAAAAACAAGUGGAGAACUGGGGAAAUGCGGCAUAAAAAGGAAGACCCAAAGGAAGCGUGGCCCAUGUAGGAGUAUGGCUGCCGCCAUGAUCCAAACGCAUCGCUUGGCUUUUCUAGGACCACAGUUACAGUGAGCCCUUUAUGGAAAAACCCUCUCCCUCCUCCUAUUCUGUCAGUGUUGACAGUGGGACUCAGGUUAUAUCUCCUUUUCAUUUUGCAAGUAUUCGUCAUUAAAAACCAGGAUAUGCCCUCAGAGAUAAGAGGCCUUUCCAUGACUUUUAUUCUGGUAAAGUCUUUAUCCUCAGGAUGCAAGGCUACCUCCCUCUUCCUCUGGAAAGUGCCAAAUCAUAUGCAAAACUCCGAGCCUUUCUGUUGCAUUGGGGUGCAGCACUGUUUCAGGUAAGGCCAAAUAUUUUUUAAAAUUAGGAUAGGAAAUUGGAGGACGAGGUGAAUUCUGUGUGCAUAAGAACAAAAUUAUAGGCAAUAAUUGUGCAUAAUUAUGCUUGGGAAACAUUGUUCUGGUAGAUUGGAAUUACUGUGUAUACUUCACAGGUAAUUCAAUGCCAUGAGUAUAAAGUUUCAUUAAACAUCUCAGAAAUUUUUUGUUAUUUUAUGGCUCAGUCAGAAACACCACCCCCUAGUUCUAGCUGUGUGACCGUGGGUAAAUUACUUAACCUUUCUGUACCUGUUUCCUCCUCUGUGAAUUGGGGAUAAUAAUAGUACUUAACUUCACAGGGUUCUUGUAAGCAUUAAGUGAAUUAAUAAUAUAAAAGUGCUGAGAACAAUGUAUGGCAUAAAGUGAUAAGUAUUAUUACCCGCUCUUCUCAGCUUGGAGCCCUGGCGGCGCAGUGGUUAAGAGCUCAGCAGCUAACGAAGGUUGCCAGUUCGAAUCCACCAGCUGCUCCUUGGAAGUCCUAUGGGGGUGGUUCUACUCUGCCCUAUAGGGUCACUAUGAGUUGGAAUUGGCAAGGUUUCCCGCCCCCCGCCCCCCAGCUUGGCCAGUUAACUGAGGGUGUUCACUGUUUUGGGGUGUUGACUGUUUUUGCUGAAGUUGGUGCUGCAGAAAUAGCACUAUUGUAAUAAACAGAAUCUGGCUGUGGUGUCUGCUGUUUUAACGGACUUUGCUCUUCCCUCCACGGCUUGGCUAUAGCCAACUCUGAGCUGUUUUCACAGUGGGCACUGCUUCGUGAUGUCUGUGAACUUAAAUGUGAGAAUGAUUAUUUUAAAUAAUGGGGUCACUAUGAGUCGGAAUCGGCUGGAGGGCAAUGGUUUGGGACUUCAGGUAAAGCCUUGACCUAUGUUUAAAAGUAUUGGUUAAAGCGAAGGACUGCUAACGGAAAGGUUGGUUCGAAACCACCAGUGAGAAAGAUGGCGGCAGUCUGCUUCCCUAAAGAUUUACAGCCUUGGAAACCUUACGGGGUCGCUAUGAGUCUGAAUCGACUUGACGGCAGUGGGCUUUUUUGGUUUAAAAGUAUUGGCUUUUCCAUAGAGUGAAAACACUUUUAUUUCAAUGCUUGAAAAUCCACAAAAGAAUGAGACCUCAUAGUGUAGAACGCAUGUCUUUUCACCACCCCGGGAAAUCUACACGCAGAAGAAAAGGGGGAGGCUUAUUAUCUGUGUUUGGACAACAAAGUUAGUGAUAAUCCUGGUGAAACGGUUGUGCCUCUGCAAAAUUUUCAGGCUUACAAGAGCCAGUAUGUGCUUAAACGCCCUUGUCCGCUGCCUUUUCAGACAUGCUGAGGACGAGCCUGCUGUGCGUGAUGCUCGGGCUCCUACCGGCCCAGCCCGUCCCCUGCCCACCAGGCUGCUUGUGUGUCCUCCGGGACGCCGUGCGGUGCUCCGGGGGCAGCGUGGCGCGCAUCUCCACGCUCGGCCUCCCCACCAACCUCACGCACAUUCUGCUCUUCGGCAUGGACCGCGGCGCCUUGCAGAACGACAGUUUCAGCGGCAUGACGGUCCUGCAGCGCCUGAUGUUCUCAGACAGCCACAUUUCCAACAUUGCCCCCGGCACCUUCAACGACUUGAUAAAACUAAAAACCCUGCGGUUGUCGCGCAACAGAAUCACUCAUCUUCCGGGUGCGCUAUUGGAUAAGAUGGUGCUCCUGGAACAGUUGUUUCUGGACCACAAUGCGCUAAGGAGCAUUGACCAAAAUAUGUUUCAGAAGCUGGUUAACCUCCAGGAACUCUUUCUGAACCAGAAUCAACUAGCUUUUCUUCCUGUCCGUCUCUUCACAAAUCUGGGGAAACUGAAAGUGUUGGAUUUAUCGGGAAACACUUUGACCCACUUGUCCAAGGGGUUACUUGGAACACAGGCUAAGCUUGAGAAACUCCUGCUCCACUCGAACCAGCUGACCUCUCUGGAUUCGGGGCUGUUGGAUAGCUUGGGCGCCCUGGUGGAGCUGCAGCUCGACAGAAAUCGCAUCCGAUCCAUCGCACAGGGUGCUUUCGACGAUCUUGGAAAUCUGAGCUCUUUGACCCUUUCCAGAAACCACCUCAAGAGUCUGCCCUCUGCCCUCUUUCUUCACGCGCACAAUUUGACUCUCUUGACCCUGUUUGAGAACCCGCUGGAGGAGCUCCCCGAGGUGCUCUUUGGGGAGAUGGCCGGCCUGCAGGAGAUGUGGCUGAACCGAACCCGGCUCCGCACUCUGCCGGCCGCCGUCUUCCGCAACCUGAGCGGCCUGCAGGCCUUAGGAGUGACUCGGAGCCCGCUCCUGAGCGCGCUCCCCGAGGGAGCCUUCCGGGGCCUCGGCGAGCUGCGGCUGCUCGCCCUGCACAACAACCGGCUGCAGACGCUGCCCCGCGCGCUCUUCCGCAACCUCAGCCGCUUGGAGAAGGUCCAGCUCGACCACAACGAGUUGGAGACCCUGCCUGGCGACGUAUUUAGGGCUCUGCCCCAGCUGACGGAGGUCCUGCUAGGGCACAAUCCGUGGCGCUGCGACUGUGACCUGUGGCCAUUCCUGGGGUGGCUGCGGCAGCACUCAGACCUUGUGGGCCGAGCCGAGCCCCCGCGGUGUCGCUGGCCUGGGCAGCGCGCGGGCCUGCCGCUCUGGGCCCUGCCGGAGGGUGCACCGGAGUGCUCAGGCACCCAGGGGCCGCCUCUCCAUCCUCCUGCGGAGGACGCCUCGGAAGUCCUCACCGACUCGGCCCUGCCCAGUGGCUCUCUGCUCUCCGCCCACUCUGCUUGGGUGCCUAACAGCUCAGAACCCUGGGCGUGGGCCCAACUGGUGGCCAGGGGCAAACGGGAAGACCAUAGCUUGUUCUGGGGUCUUUAUUUUCUGCUUUUAGCCAUCCAGGCCAUAAUAACUGGGGUCAUUGUGUUUGCUAUGAUUAAAAUCGGCAUACUCUUCAAAAACUUACUCAGAGAGAGGGUUAUUGUUUGAGUCAAUGGGGAAACCUUACAAUUAUAUAAAGGCAGCUCUGGGAAGAAUCCAGACAGGCUGCUUGCUACUACGGCUGUGGUCUUCCUGUCCUUCCUCCCCCUCUCCCUGCUCCUUCUCCCCUUCCUUUUUCUCCUCGUCCUCCUCCUUGUUUCCCUUCUCCUCCUGUCCCUUCUCCGAUCCCCUUCUUCUCUCCCUCCCCAUCUUGCUUUCAUCCCCCAAUUCCCUCAGCCCUGUCUCGCCUCUUCCCUGCCCCCAACUAACCUUUACUGUUUGUAAACCCCUGACGCUCGUUUCUGCCUGCUCCUCUGUUGGGCUCCUGGGGGAACGGACUGUGUCUGGCCCACCCUGUGCCCACUGGGCCGGUGGGAAGGGGAUGUGUCUGGUGUGUGUAGCCAAUGAAAGAACCCACUCCAAGGUGGGGCUAGCUCAUGGACAUCUCAUGUUUGUGAGAUGAAUGAAUCAAUAAAAAAAAAAUCAACAUAUGUGACCCAAGUGACGAUGGUUUUUCCUGGGGGGAAAGGAUAAAUUGUUCUGUAUCUACUUUUAUUUGAAAGGGAGCUAACACAUUCUUUGAGUUGCUCUCUCUUGUCCUGUUUUUCUCACUUUCUGUGUCUGACCAGUGGGCUGUUUGGAGGAACUCAGCAUUGCAUUCAUUCAGGGUAGGCCUUGUCUGUGACCAGCCAUCCCUCCAGGAGCUCAGGACCCAGUGGCGUCACUGCCAGCUGUCAGGGCUGGGCACCAGGGCAGCACUAAGGAGCAGCCACCUGAGAGCCAUGGAACAGAACACAGCGAAGAACUGAACCAACUGAAAACACUGAGCAGCGCGCGCACGCACACACCGACUCCUCAUAAGUGGAGCCUUCUAUGAGCUUCUGCUGGCUUUCUACAUGGGGGAAACGUGUCAUUUGACACUGGGUUGGCUUUCAUUUCCUGGAAGUAAACGCCACCUCAUUUCACGAGCAUUAAUGGAGCACCUAACGUGAAUAUAAUGAUAACCUUCUAGUUCAUUACACCUGGCACAAGUUCUCAUUUAUUCUUCACACUGAGAGCGGUAACGCCCUUGUUGCUUUAGCUGAAUGUAUGUGCUUAUGAGAGGCAUUGGCUGAAGACCUGGGCUGGAGAGUUGACGUCCUGGGUUCCAAUCCCAGCUCCACCCCUUACUAACUGCAGAUG
Molecule: messenger RNA, 12849 nt
Organism: Loxodonta africana (African savanna elephant)
Lineage: Eukaryota; Metazoa; Chordata; Mammalia; Proboscidea; Elephantidae
Gene: GP5
Product: glycoprotein V platelet
Exons: 1
Coding region: 10030-11676 (548 amino acids)
Cellular component (GO): plasma membrane
Molecular function (GO): protein binding
Source: RefSeq, a predicted model, not a curated record